Molecule: messenger RNA, 4656 nt
Organism: Perca fluviatilis (European perch)
Lineage: Eukaryota; Metazoa; Chordata; Actinopteri; Perciformes; Percidae
Gene: mmp15a
Product: matrix metallopeptidase 15a
Exons: 10
Coding region: 744-2912 (722 amino acids)
Biological process (GO): extracellular matrix organization; proteolysis; collagen catabolic process
Cellular component (GO): extracellular matrix
Molecular function (GO): zinc ion binding; metalloendopeptidase activity
Source: RefSeq, a predicted model, not a curated record
AUCAUUACAAAUCUGUUAUCAGAUAGGUACACAGCGGUCUGACAAAUAUUUACACAACGCGUUUCCGUUCCGAGUUUAGAGGUACGUUGGUGCAAAAGCAGUGCAGGUGAAAAUUUGACAUGCUGGCACUUGAGUUCUGAAGUUAUAUUGUUUAUUUUUUGUCGUGUGCAACAUUUCGCAGCAAGUUCAGAAAGUGGGGGGCACUUUUCGUGUCCUGUAACUGCACAAAGUGGAAGGAGACUUGUUGCUGGACUUCUCACUGUGCUCCCUGCUGCUGAGUGAUCAGCCAUUGUGGACGUCGGAAAGGGGCAAGGUCUAGUUUAUUUGCCCGCCGGCUACAGUGUUUAUAGCCGUAUGCAUGAAAGGAACUGCUGUAUGAACACUUGGAUGAGCCAUGAGGCUGCUGGCCCGGGACAAAUCUGACUGCCUGCAACCGGGAAUGGAUUCCUAUCAUCUUAUUUCAUGUUUUUCCGAGGGUUUGUAAACGCACCUCUGCGUAACAUUUGUAGCAUUCUUUUUCUUUUUCUUUUUGAUGCGCGAACUCCAAAAAUGAGCAGAUAGCUCACUUGUUGCGGUGCGUUGUGAUUAAAUGUAGGUUGGAGGAGAAUAAGAGAAUACGUCCUACACCACUUUGUUCUUUAUUCCUUCCUGUCCGAGGAAGUUGUUUGGCUGUUUUUUUUGUUUUGUUUUUGUCACCGCAUCUUCAUCACUUCAACAACCACAGACAGCACAUCACGACAAAGAUGGCAUCCGAGCAACCCUGGACUCAGAUCACGAUCACAUUAUCGGCCUUAUUCUUCCUGAUCCCGUGCAGCACAGCGGCAGACGUGCCGGAGGAAGAAGGCUUCAGUGCUGAGGCGUGGCUUCGUAAGUUCGGCUACCUGUCUCAGGCGAGCAGUCAGAUGUCCACCAUGCAGUCGGCUCAGAUUCUGUCCAAAGCCAUCAGCGACAUGCAGCACUUCUAUGGCCUGGAGGUGACUGGAGAGAUGGACCCUGCUACUUUUGUUGCCAUGCGUCAGCCUCGCUGUGGCCUCCCAGACAGAAAAGCGGAGGAGCUGGACAAUGGCGCUAGAAAGAAACGCUACGCUCUCACUGGACAGCAGUGGCGCAAAGACCACAUCACUUACAGUAUAAUGAACCAGCACAUCCCCUCCUCGCUGGGUGAGGAGCGGACGUACAAUGCUAUCCGCAAAGCCUUUGACGCGUGGAGACGGGUCACGCCGCUCACCUUUGAAGAGUUACCUGCUGAAAACAACAUCAGCAUCAACAGCAGCCAGGCAGAGCUCGCUGACAUCCUGUUGUUGUUUGCCUCUGGUUUCCAUGGUGAUAUGUCAUUGUUUGACGGCGAGGGAGGGUCGCUAGCACACGCCUACUACCCCGGACCAGGAAUAGGUGGGGAUACACACUUCGAUGCUGAUGAGCCUUGGACGCUGGACAACCAAAACCCAAACGGUAUAGACCUCUUCCUGGUUGCGGUCCAUGAGCUCGGUCAUGCUUUGGGCCUGGAGCACUCAGAUAACCCCAACGCCAUAAUGGCUCCUUUCUACCAGUGGAUCCAUACGCACAACUUCACGCUACACGAGGAUGACAUCAAAGGAAUACAGUACAUAUACGGUCCCCCUCUCCUUAGUGAUCCUCCACCCACUUCUCCUCCCGUCCGUGACGACAAACCCGACGAUGACCCCACUUCCCCUUCUCCACCCGAAGAUGAACCCGCCUCCACUUCUCCCACCGACACCCCGCCCAAAUUGCCCAACCCGACCGACGGCAGCCCGCAUCCCCCAGCCCAGCCGGAGCCGAGUCCCAGCCCUACCUCGUCUCCUGUCCUCCCCACCGACUCCCAGCCCGAGCCGGAACCUGUCACCCCGCACGUCAGAAAAGAUGCCCCCCCUCCAUCGCCUCCUCCUCGGCGCCCUGCCCCUCCUCGGCCUCCCAAGCUGCCGGAUAACCAGGCCCCCAAUAUCUGUGACGGCGACUUUGACACGGUGACCAUGCUGAGGGGGGAGAUGUUUGUUUUCAAGGGUCGCUGGUUCUGGCGUGUGCGGAGGAACCGGGUCUUGGAUAACUACCCCAUGCCGAUAUCUGUCUUCUGGAUCGGCCUGCCUAGCGACAUCGACGCAGCCUACGAGCGCCAUGAUGGCAAAUUUGUCUUCUUUAAAGAUGAUAGAUACUGGGUGUUCAGGGAGGCUGACGUGCUGCCGGGAUAUCCACAGCCCCUACAUGGGUAUGGACAAGGAGUUCCUGCGUACAAGAUUGACACAGCAAUCUGGUGGGAGCCCAAUGGAUACACAUACUUCUUCAGUGGAGACAGAUACUGGCGAUACAAUGAGGAGACCCGGACUACAGACCGCGACUUCCCGAAGCCAAUCAACAGAUGGGGCAGGAUCCCUCCCUCACCCAAAGGAGCCUUCCUCAGCGAUGACGGCGCUUACACCUAUUUCUACAAAGGCACCAAUUACUGGAGGUUUGACAAUCGCAAGACAGAAGCAGAGAAAGGCUACCCUCGCUCCAUCCUGAAGGAUUUCAUGGGCUGUGUGGGAGCCGCUGACCCUAAGCCCGACACAGACACUGAGCAGGAACCGAAAGACAAACCAGUCAACCCCUCAGACCGAGACAAAGAUGAGCACAAAGAGCCGGACAGGGGCCGGGACCAAGACACAGACACAGACCCAGAGGAAGCCCAAACCUCUCAGCCUGACAGCACAGAGGAGGAGGGGGACAGAGAGGUGGACGUGGUCGUGACGGUGGCCGACAACGAAUCAAAGGUUAUGACCCUGAUCAUGGUGAUUGUUCCCCUGGUCCUCAUCCUGUGCAUCCUCGUCCUAAUCUACGCCAUCCUCAGGACUCUGCAGAACAAAGAGACGCCGAGGGCCUUGGUGCACUGCAAACGUUCAUUGCAGGACUGGGUGUGAGGCACAGAAUUAGAAGAGAUAGAGCAGGUAUUCAUCAAUUUCGUUUGCGUCAAAAUGUGUACUUUCGGCGCAGAAGUUUUGACGCGCUACUAAAGAAAGCCGAGGACGAGUCCCCGUUUUGUGCCCCGUUCAUUGUGAGAACUUUUAUUGCUCAUGUGAAAUAAUGCAAACUGUGGAGCUACAGUGUACGUUUCCCUCUACUGGCCUUGAAGUUUUCUUCCUGUGUCUUUCAAAUGUCUGAAAAGGUAUCUUUAUUUCUUUGAAAAAACACACAUAACACACUAGGAAUGUCUGUUUCUAUUCAUUCUAAUUGUACAGAGGAGAGACCGAUGAUUUAUUUGUAGUAUAAAUGCAGACAAAGUCGAUAAUGCACAUACAUUAUACAGAAGCACACAUACUGUACAUACACACAAACAAACAUGAGUGCUAAUAGCGAUACAAAAACAUACAUUAAUAUGAACAAGUCUUCCAUAUGCUUGACUACGGUGCCUUAUCCAAUCUUGACAUUUUUCUUUGUUUAGAACAGAUGUUUUGCACUUUUGAUUCUGUUUAUUGUUGUCCUUGUUUUGCUGAGGUUGCUUCACUGUGUGCAUGUGUGUGUGUGUGUGUGUGUGUGUGUGUGUGUGUGUGUGUGUGUGUGUGUGUGUGUGUGUGUGUGUGUGUGUGUGUUCAUGCUUAUUAAACACACAGACACAAGCAGAAAAAUCUUGUCCUCCGGCCAGCACAGGAAUGUCAGACAGCUGUGCGUCCAUGACUCCCACUGAGCCCAUUAUGUCUGCCCUCUCUCUCUCCAAAGAAUGUGUGCAUACAUGUCCACACACACACACACACACACACACACACCAAGACAUAGAGACCACUUACCCAAACAAAGGCACAUAGAGUUUUGCACACAGACACAAGGGCUCCAGCCUCCCCUCCUCCCACCGCAGCCACGAUAACUGUUCCGACUACACCACUAAAAAACACAAUCCCAGUGGAGACAUAUUGAUAUAUGCCUGGUAUCAGGGCUUGGAUGAAAUAAAAAGGAUUUAUUCAGACUUAAUGAGAAGAAUUGAAAAGUGUUUUGGUAUUUUUACUAAUUCUGUCCAUCUCAGAUGGACCUGUGAAGAGGAAACCCAUAGCAGCAGUAUCCAUCUUUGUGUAUCUCCUCUUCUUUUUUUAAUGCUAAAGCUAAAUAGAUUUAAAGCUAAGGGAGAAGCCUGCAGGCUUGAGAGGAAUGGGUCAGCGUCUGGUUUGCAUUAAGGCCACAUGCUGCUGAUUUAGUAGUGUCAGGCAUGAGGAGGGGGGGUGAGAGGGGAGUUGGGGAAAAUGCAAAAAGAAGGAGGUAUAAAAAGUAGUGGGGAGGUAAGGAGAAAUGAGAGAAUAAAAUGACAAGGGAAAGAAAGAAACCGGGGGAGGCACAGAUUGAGGAGGGGGGAGAGGGAGGGUUGCCAGAAUUUCCUUUCCAGUUCUCCCUGGAAAAGGAGGAGCGAGGGAAAGAGCGAGGAUUUGGGGGGAGGGGCAGCGCUGGCGUUGCCCCUCCUGACCUAGAUCGGGACACUAAGUCCACUCCUCCUUCUCAAGUCUUGUUGUUUUUGCCGUGCUUGUUGUAAUGAGCUAGAGAUGACUUCCUCUGCGACCCCCCUCCUUUCUUCCUCAUCUAUCUUUCUCUCCUUUUGUUUUCCAUUGUCUUUUUUGCUCUGCCUUUACUCCCUGAUGUAUUCAUUUUCUUCUCCACUCUACUGGAAAGUUAGCUCAAAAA